CCAGUUGCAGAAAGGUAGUCUUUGUACCUUUCCUUCACAAGAAAAUAAUCCAUUAAAGCCUGUAUAGGCCUUUCUCCUCUUUUGCACAAAUACAUUCCGCCUUUUGAAGACUGUAGCUGCUUUUUCUUUUGCCUUCACAGCUUCAGCAUUCUGAGCAAUCUGUUAAAGGCUGUCUAUCUCCUCUCUUUGUGCACAAAGCUUCAGAGCAAUCUGUUUUACCCAACUCAUAUCUUGUUCAAAUUUCAUUUACCUGCUUCCCUCUUUCAUACGCUCAGUAACACAAAAAUGGGCAACACUUCCUCCUGCUGCUGCUCAUGCUCUGCCCCCCAACAGGAUUAUCAAGAUGUUAUUAAUGAACUGGUCACAGUGAAAGAGAUGAGACACAUUGAAGAAUUGAUUUCUCAUAUCGAUCAGCUAUUGAAGAGCAUUGACCAGGGAAGCACUAAUUCAAUUGCCCUUGAGAAGACGGACCUGGGUUUAUUUAUCACUUCUGGUGGUACUUUACUGGAGAAGAUAUUGAAACGAUCUUACAGACAUAUAUGCAAGAGGGUUACCAUGCCAAUGCUUGACCAAGAAACUCGGAAAUUGGUGAUUGAUAUAACAAAAGAAGCAGCGCAAAUUCAGUGGGUGGGAAUAGUGCUUUCAGUUGUAGGUUUCGUGUUGGAAAGAAUUGAGCAAGUUUCUUCCAACAGAGAGGAAUGUAUAGAGCUGCUGAGACACAUGUGUAACCUUGCAAAAUACAUCAAGCAGUUGGAUCAUCAUUUGCCUGAGGAGAAGCUGAAGCGGGUUAUUCAAUUCGUUGUGGAAGGUUCACUACUGUGCAUAUCGCAAAUGCAAUCUCAUGCGCUCCACAAGUUUUUCGCUGCUCCUGUUGCGGCAGAAGAUUUGCAGAGAUUACAAAGACAACUUAGGCAAGAGUACUCGGAGCUCUCAUUGGAGGCGAUAAUCGCCGUCUUGAAUAGUAUUCCAGUUGUGUUACCUCCCUCCCAAGGGAAAUCGCCCCGGGCAGGUACUAUAUUCUCUUUUAUUUGGGCUUCUGUAUUUUAA
This is a messenger RNA of Cryptomeria japonica (Japanese cedar), 1047 nucleotides long. RefSeq lists its product as uncharacterized. Bases 286 to 1047 code for a protein of 253 amino acids. The transcript is spliced from 3 exons. The record is from RefSeq and is a predicted model, not a curated record. NCBI's taxonomy places the organism in Eukaryota, Viridiplantae, Streptophyta, Pinopsida, Cupressales, Cupressaceae. Gene Ontology annotation, biological process: cell surface receptor signaling pathway.